AUGGUGAACCCUCAAGUAACGAACCUGGCCAUCAUCGUGGUGAUGAUGCAGCUGGCGAAGAAGGUUCCUUUUGAUAACCCGGAUGUCCUGCUCCUUGUCCGCGGCAUUUACAUCCUGUCCAACGUGAUCAUCCUGGGCCUCUAUCUUUAUACUCAGGCAAAGAUCAACAAGAGGAAUGAUCUCACUACAUUGAAAUAUGUCGAGCCUGCUCCUCUUGGCAGCGGCGAAGAGGCCCGGCCUGUUACCACCACCAACAUGGAGUACGAUAAGGGACAGCUGCGCCAGCUCAUUAAGAGCCAGCUGAUGGGUGUUGGAAUGAUGGGUGUGAUGCAUCUUUAUUUCAAGUACACCAACCCCCUUCUGAUCCAGUCGAUCAUCCCCCUCAAGGGUGCCUUUGAGGCAAACCUGGUGAAGAUCCACGUCUUCGGAAAGCCUGCCACUGGCGACCUCCAGCGCCCAUUCAAGGCUGCCAACAGCUUCUUCAACCAGGGCCAGGUCAAGACGGACAAGGCUUCUCUUGAGAGCGCAGAGAAGAACUGGCGGGGCGGUGUCAAGGAGGAGUAA
Messenger RNA from Aspergillus ochraceoroseus IBT 24754, 564 nucleotides. RefSeq names its product PHO88 family protein. The transcript is spliced from 3 exons. Gene Ontology annotation, cellular component: endoplasmic reticulum; mitochondrion. The coding region runs from base 1 to 564 and encodes 187 amino acids. The record is from RefSeq and is a predicted model, not a curated record. Gene Ontology annotation, biological process: protein targeting to ER. Lineage: Eukaryota; Fungi; Ascomycota; Eurotiomycetes; Eurotiales; Aspergillaceae.